This is a messenger RNA of Acaulospora colombiana, 962 nucleotides long. The record is from the annotation of a GenBank genome assembly. NCBI's taxonomy places the organism in Eukaryota, Fungi, Glomeromycota, Glomeromycetes, Diversisporales, Acaulosporaceae.
AUGUCGUCGUUCAACUUUGCUCACGAUCUGGAAGACGCUGAAAGAGGAGAAAAUCGGGACCGGAGAAACGAGAAGAGCGAUAAAAGAUCUCCCGCGAAAGAGAAACUCAAUCUAGUAUCUCCAUACGCCAAAUAUGCAGCACCAGACGCUCGGAUUUGGGGUCUGUAUCUGGAGGAAGCGGAAGCGGAAGACAGGGAAUUGAUGGAACCGUGGAACAAGGAUUUGGACUCGCUUCUGAUUUUCGCCGGUUUGUUUGCUGGCAUCUUGACCGCAUUCAUAAUCGAAAGUCGCAAGGAGCUGUACGAAGACCCACAAACGCGCUUAUUGAAAGACAUUCUUGGGGCAAUACAGAAUGUCCCCAGUACUUCGACUCGUGAAGCAUUCGAGCCAGAAACAUCUUUUUUAAACAUUAAUGGUCUCUGGUUCAACAGUCUAACUCUCACUCUCAGUAGUGCGCUCGGCGGCGUUCUCUCUAAAGGUUGGAUAGCAAAACACGGUAGCUCAUCGACACGCAAGACCUCGAACGACGCAUACGCUCGACAUCUCCGUGCGAGUCGGAUCCGGAAAUGGAGAGUUGGGGCGAUCAUAUCCGUCAUCUCUCUCCUCAUCCAAAUCGCCCUCUUCCUGUUCUUCGUUGGCCUAGUUCUAAUUCUAUGGGAUGCGGCAGACAGGAUCAAGUUCACUGUUCUUGCACUUGUCUCAAUCACGUCUCUCACCUACUUGGUGAUCACAUUCCUUCCAUGGAUCUUUCCGGCAUGUCCUCUCCAAACUCCAAUCACGGAAGGCACGCCUUGGAUCAAAAGGCCGAUGGUCUAUGGUCAACGCUUUGGGUCGUCAGGUCAUCGUGGGGGGAAUGGUGGCAGCCUUUUGAAGGAGCUUAUUUCCCUAUAUGAAGAGCUUCGUUCGAUCCCGGAGCCACAGGAGCUUCAGGCUCAGACUCUCGCAUGGAUCAUAUCGAAUAC